AUGCGGCCUCUUGAUACACUCACACGGAUCCAACAGUCAAGUCAGCAGCUAGGAAACCGCAAGCCAGCGCAGCAAAUCAACUUGCUUAGAGUGGAAGAAGUAGUCGGAUGUUGGCUGGAUGUUUUCUGUUCAAUUCCCACUUCCAGAUGUGCUAAUUUGAACAUAUCUCAGUUAUACGACUAUGGCUACGAGAGCAAUGACACUCACGACGUAGUGUACGGAAAAUGUCAGAUAGAAAUAUUCAGUCGGAGCAGUAACAGUUCGAACCACACGUUAGCAUGUAUAAACGGAUAUACUUACGAAGAAGGAAAACAUCAAUCUUUUGUAUCGGAGUGGGAUCUCGUAUGCGACAAAGCCGGAUUAUCUGAGCUCACUCAAACAUUAUUCUCAGUUGGUGGCUUGAUUGGAGCGCUGACCCUGCCUCACUUUUCUGAUACAAAAGGAAGGAAGCCAGUAUUAGUCAUCAACAAUAUCUUACUUUUUAUCUUCUCGUUCUCGUCGAGCUUUUCUCCGAAUUACUAUUUCUUCAUAGUUUUUCGUGUGGUGGAAGGAAUCCUCAUGCAGGGCCUUGCUGUAUCAACUUACACUCUUAUGUUGGAGCUGUAUCCAGUUUCGAGUCGUACACUGAUGAGUGGUUUGAGUGGUGUCACCUGGGGCCUGUCUGUCUUGCCCAUUGCACCCGUUGCCUAUCUGCUUCGUAACUACAGUUGGAAAAUCAAUAAUAUCGUCUUUUCAUGCAGCCACGUCGUAGCACUCUUCCAGUUGUGUUAUUCCACUUCUGAUAUUUCCUUCCAUAGAUUAAACUUAUGCAGCAGAAAUCAAUUUUUUGCAGAAAUACAUUAUAUUCUUUGGAUUUCCAGGUUCAUGAACAGUAUGACAUACACCGCCGUAUAUAUGACCUCUCCCAGUUUGGCAGGUAAUCGAUUUUUGAACUUUUUCUUGUUUGCCCUAACAGAAGUUUGUGCCAAUAUAAUCAUGGCCAUCACACUUUUCAGACUGCCAAGAAGAGUGGCAAUUGCUUUUUUCCAAGGAACCGCCGGUGUUGCCUUAUUUAUAUCUGUAGCUGUCUUGUAUUUUGGAGAUGGGUCGAGUGUCUAUUCAGUCUUGAACCUCAUAUUCAGUCUGUUGGGAAUGUUUGGUAUCAGUGCUUCGUUUUGUCUUAUCUGGAUAUAUACUCCAGAAGUCUACCCAACUAACCUGAGGAAUAUCGGACUCGGUUUCUUAACAUUCUCUGGAAAUGUUGGAAGUAUGGUGUCGCCCUAUUCUCGCCUUCUUAUGGAUUACAUACCUUGGUUGCCUGGAACGGUGUGUAGCAUUGGUUGUAUUUUGAGCUUUUUUCUCUUGUACUUCAUGCCGGAAUCUCAGAAAAUGCAAAUGCCAUCAUCAAUGUCGGAUGUCAAAGAAUACAUGAAAUUACAGAAACGCUCCAAGAGGGAAAAAUCUGGAAAAGAAAUCGGUUCAAUUGACCCAGAAAACACAUAAAACAUCUAUAAACCUCCCACAAAAUUGCUGCCCUUGUGGCAAAGUUUGAAAGCCAUUAUUGUUGUUGUUGUUGUUGUUGUUGUUGUUAACGCCGUGAGCUGGCAGAAUCGUUACAGCGCCAGGAUAGUGUUCAGUAGCAUUUCUUCCAACUUUAAGUUCUGAGUUCAAAUUUCACCGAGAUCGACCUUGCCUUUUAUCCUUAUGGGGUCGAUAAACUAAGUACCAGUUAAGUACUGGGGUCGAUGUAAUCGUCUGGUCCCCACCCACAAAAUUUCAAGCCUGUUGCCUAUAGUUGAAAGGAUUAUUAUUAUUAUGUUUUUUUUUUCUUCUUUCUUCAAAUUUUUUCCCAUUUCUCGCCGAGUGUUUUCCGUACACUUAGGGCAGAGAAACGUUGUAUGCAUUCCCAAUUUACACACGCAAAUUCAUAGGUAAAACAUGUAUUUAAAAAAAUUUUUUUUUUUUUUAAAUCAUGAAUGGAUGUUGUUUUCACAGCGAUAAUGCUCUUCUUAGUACAUGAGUCGUUCCAGUUAGCACGAUUUUUUGCACCUCCUGUAGAGAUGGUAAGCCUGGUAUCAUUUUCAAAUAGAUUUCAGUACCUUUUUUUAUCAUUCCUAGAGAUCCU
Octopus bimaculoides (California two-spot octopus) is the source of this 2104-nucleotide messenger RNA. RefSeq names its product solute carrier family 22 member 6. The record is from RefSeq and is a predicted model, not a curated record. Gene Ontology annotation, biological process: transmembrane transport. Gene Ontology annotation, molecular function: transmembrane transporter activity. NCBI's taxonomy places the organism in Eukaryota, Metazoa, Mollusca, Cephalopoda, Octopoda, Octopodidae.